This is a messenger RNA of Rattus norvegicus (Norway rat), 5635 nucleotides long. The record is from RefSeq and is a predicted model, not a curated record. Lineage: Eukaryota; Metazoa; Chordata; Mammalia; Rodentia; Muridae.
AAGGUAAUAACAGUUGAAAUGUAAAUAAGAUAUAACCAAUUUAAUAAAGAUGGAGAAAAGGAAAAAAUAUAGUCCAUUGAUGCUAAAAGAAAUUAAGGAAUAUUGAUUGUUUCCUGUUAUUUUUGUUGUUAGAGAUGGAGUUAUGCUUGUGUGGCUCUUUUGGUUUGUUGCAAGAAGAUUACUUUCUUGCUUUAUCUAGCGUGUAGUUUCCCUCCUUGCGUUGGAGUUUUCCAUCUAUUAUUUUUUCUAGGUCUUAACUUGUGGAAAGAUUUUGUGUAAAUUUGAGUUUGUCAUGGAGUAUCUUGUUUUCUCCAUCUAUGUUAAUUGAGACCUUUGCUGGGUAUAGUAGCUUGGGCUGGCAUUUAUAUUCUCUUAGGUUAUGUAUGACAUCUGUCCAGAAUCUUCUGGCAUUCAUAGUCUCUGUUGAGAAGUCUGGUGUAAUUCUGAUAGGUCUGCCUUUAUAUGUUACUGGACUUUUUUCCUUACUGCUUUUAAUGUUCUUUGUUUUGUGCAUUUUGUGUUUCGACUAUUAUGUGACGGAAGGAAUUUCUUUUCUCCUCCAAUCUAUUUGGAGUUCUCUAGGCUUCUUGUAUGCUCUUGAGCAUCUUUUUCUUUAGGUUAGGGAAGUUUUCUUCUAUAAUUUUGUGUAAGAUAUUUACUGGUCCUCUUAUGUUUGGAAUCUUUGUUCUCUUCUAUACCCUAUUAUCCACAGGUUUGGUCAUUGUGUCCUGGAUUUCCUGGAUGUUUUGGGUUAGGAGCUUUUUGCUCCUUCCAUUUCCUUUGACUAUUGUGUCAAUGUUUUUUAUGGUAUCUUCUGCCCCUGAUAUUCUCUCUUCAAUCUCUUGUAUUCUGUUGGUGAUGCUUUCAUCUAUGACUCCUGAUCUCUUUCCUAGGUUUUCUAUUUUCAGGAUUGUCUCUCCAUUUCCAUUUUUAGAUCCUGGAUUGUUUUGUUCAAUUCUUUUACCUGUUUGCUUGUGUUUUUCUGUAACUCCUUAAUGGAUUUUUGUAUUUCUUCUUUAAGGGUUUCUACUUGUUUAACUGUGUUCUCCAGUAUUUCUUUAAUGGAGUAUGGGCCUUGAAUUCCUGAUCUCUCCAAUACUUUUAAUAUGAAUGGAUAUUUUGUCAAAUGCUUUUUCUGCAUUUAAGGAGAUAAUCAUGUGUCUUUUUUCUUUGAGUUUGUCUAUAUAGUAGAUUAUGUUAAUGGAUUUUCAUAUAUUGAACCAACCCUGCAUCCCUGGAAUGAAACCUACUUGAUUGUGGUGAAUGAUGGUUUUGAAGUGUUCUUAGAUUCAGUUUGCAAGAGGUUUUUUUUUUGAGUAUUUUUCAAUCAACAUUCAUAAGUGAAAUUGCUCUGAAGUUUUCUAUUUUUGUUGCAUCCUUGUGGGCUUUAGGUAUCAGAGUAAUUGUGGCUUCAUAGAAUGAAUUAGGUACUGUUUCUCUGUUUCUAUUUUAUGGAAUAGUUUGAGGAAUAUUGACAUUAGGUCUUCUUUGAGAAUCUGAUAGAAUUCUGUGAUAAAGUCACUGGCCCUGUGCUUUUGUUUGGUUGGGAAGUUUUUAAUGACUUUUUCUAUUUCAUUAUGGGUUAUGGGCCUGUUUAGAUAGUUUACUUGCUCUUGAUUAACUUUGGCUUGUGGUCUCUGUCUAGAAAACCAUCCACUUCAUCUAGAUUUCCCAGUUUUAUUGAGUUUGGGCUUUUGUAAUAGGAUCUUAUGAUUUUUUUUAAAGUUUCCUCCAUUUCUGUUGUUGUGUCUUACUUUUCAUUUCUGAUUUUGUGAAUUUGGAUACUGCCUCUGGGUCCUUUAAUCAGUUUGUCUAGGGGUUUAUUUAUCUUGUUGAUUUUCUCAAAGAAGCAGUUUUUGGUUUUGUUGAUUCUUUGUUUAGUUCUUUUUCUAUUUGUUUGAUUUCAGUCUUGAGUUUGACUAUUAUCUGCCUUUUACUCCUCUUGGGUUAGUUUGCUUCUUUUUGUUCUAGAGCUCUCAUGUGUGCUGUUAAGUUGCUAGCAUACGAUCUCUCCAAUUUCUUUACCAAGGCACUCAGUGCUGUGAAUUUUCCUCUUAGCACUGUUUUCCUUGUGUCCCAUACGUUUGGGUAUGCUGUGUUCUCAUUUUCAUUGAAUUACAGAAAGUCUUUAAUUUUUUUCUUUAUUCCUUCCCUGACCAAGCUAUCAUUGAGUAGAGGAUUCUUCAGUUUUCAUGGGUAUUGGAUGUAGUUCCUUGCAUACAGUAGGAAACACUGUAAGCAUUGCUCAAAAAGAAUCUGGCCUCAUGGAGAAAAACCAGGAGGAAACCCUGAGAGCCACAUUCCUCUACCAGGAGGUCUGCUUGGCAGCUCAGAGACUAGAUAUCUUCCUUCAAAAAGAAAAUGCCCACAAAGAGGUUUUUAAGCCUCAUGUCCUGGCUCUCAGAGAGAUGCUUCAGCAAGCCUGUAUUAAACUCAUGUUCCUCCAUCCGGUGGUUUAUGGUAGGAAGGCUGAAGAGCUCUUAUGGAGGAAAAUAUACUCUGACAUUGUCAUGCUGCUCAUGAAGACCAACAAGAAACAAAUGGACACUUUCCAACAUUGGGGAGAGCCUCUCCAGGCUCACCUGAAGGCUGGCCUCAAGUUCUAUGAGCAUCUCUUCCUGUUCCUUCAGGGCCACUAUGAAUUGAGGUUACAGAGCUACAUUGAUUGGCCUCACAAUGCCAUCCACUUGAUUGGAUGUAAGAAAGUGGGACCCACAUCAGUGGAAGAGGCUUCCUGGGCCCGCAUGGCCUGUCAUCGCUGCCUGCUCUACCUGGGAGACUUGUUCCGGUAUCAGCAUGAGUUCCUAGACCUGGCUACUAAGAACUUGGCAGAGAGAUGCUACUACAGAGCCUUGUCAGUGGCCCCGAAUAUGGGAAUGCCCUUCAAUCAACUAGGUGCUCUCAUGGGGAGUAAGUAUUAUGAUCUGGAAGCCACAUAUUACUAUCAGCGUUGCCUCCACGCUGAAGUGCCUUUUAAAGGAGCAGCUUGGAACCUCAAACGACUCUAUGAUCAUGCUGGAAAGAGGUACAGCUGUCUGAAGAGGUACCAGGGAAGGAAACUGUCUCAUAGCCAAAGGCAGUGUUGGGACAACAAAAGGCUUCUGGUUAGCUUCCUGUACCUUCAGAGCCUCCUGCAGCCUAAGAGAAAAUUCAAAGCUGCAAGGCUUAUAGCCCUGUGCCAACUCGUUCUUGAUGACUUCCGUCUCUGUCUUUCCUACCGGCCAUACCAAUCUGGCUUGUGCCAGGCUUCCAUAGAAGAUAAGCCUCCUAAAGGCUAUCUGUUUCUCCCAGACUUCCUCAUCUUCCACAUGGUGGUUCUUUGUCUCAUGAAUGUGCACAGCCUGAGGAAAUCAGGCUCAAAACAGCAAAAACCAGCUGUUAUCUUCACCCUGACUCUUUUCUCUUAUUUAGUACAACAUGUGAACACACGAAUCCAGGCUGAGCUGCAGAAGAGGAAGUUGACUCCAGAAGAGGCUGCUUUAAGAGAUGGAUGCUGGGACAAAGAGCCUGGAAAGGAACAUCAAGAUUUCCCAUCUCCUGGGCUCCAGAACAACCACUCUCAGAAAAGCCACAAGUGGUCUGGUAUUUGCAGAGAAAGUGAGGCCAGUUUUCAUUCCUGUUGUGACUCAGAUGAGACAGAGGAAGAUGAAAACUCAUCCUUAAGUUCCCAGGCACAAUCAGACACAGGCAGUGAGACAUCCCACUCUGAUACAACAGAUGAAGAAGGGAGUGGAUCUUUGGGUUCAGAUGAAAUUCAGAAGAGUGGAGGUUCACCCAAACCUAAAAGAGCUCAUUCCAGAAACAAAUUGAAGGCAUAUGUACCUCCUGACAGUCUCCUUGAUCUCUUGAAAACAACUAUUUCUUCCAGCCUGCCAGCUCCUUUGAGUCAAAAACUCCAAGGAAAACAUGCCUCGCCAUUGGCUCCUGUCUUCAGUCACAAUGUUCUGACACCUCCAACUGAUCCAACCCCUACUGUUGCUCUCAGCAGUUCCUUGGGCACUGAGGGUGAGAUAAGCAGCUUUCCUGAGACAGAAUUCUACAUGGGUUCCUCUUGGGAGCAAAGGUCCUUCAUCACCCAGAACAAUCUCCAGACCACUCAAUGGAAACUGGACAUUCUUUCUGCAGAGGGACUGUUGCCUACCAUCAAGGUGAUCCUGAGCUGGCUCCGCAGUAAUCACAGCCUCCUCCUGUCACAUUGGAGGAGUGUGUGUAGCUUAUGGGACCACCUCUCUGUGUUGCUGAACCUGUUGCCUUCAGUUGGAGACCUUCAGCAUCCCGGUCUUUGUCUGUCUCACCAUCUCCAGGACUUGCUGCAGAGUUGUCAAUGGCCGAAUACUCCUAAGUACCUUCAACUCCCUGAGGACAUUGCCCUGUUCCAACAGUCUUCUCCUCAAGUGUCCCAGGAUAGGGAAGGCUUAGGGCAGGAUCCACCUCAACUCACCAACCAAGAGGAAGUUAUCGUGCGUAUUUGUUUCUUCAGAAGUUUUGGGCACUUUGCAACAAGACUCCCAGGACAGUUUCUGAGAUUUGACUCUAAGCUGGGUAUCUUUGUGAGCAGUACCCUUGAAAGGUCAGAAAGUGCACCUCAGCAGUUUCCAAGAACAACUCCAAGAAUCAGACUUUCCAAAGACAUAGUCCAGCUCUGGUUACAACGUGAAGUGGCAUUGCUAGAGAAGACUCUUAGAAGUCCCCAGACUCGGUCAGUGUUGACCCCGUACCUGUUCCCUGAUCCCAGAGCCCUCUGUGAGCAUCUUUCAGUCAUACAGAAACUAGCCACUAGUGCUAAGUUUUUUCUUAUCAUACCGAAGAUUGUAGUUGACACACUGUAUAUCCUAAAAUGGGAAGACCGCAGGGCCUUGGCGGCCAUCACUUUUCUAGAGGAUGAGUUAAAGAGAAGGAAUCAGUACAUUCUCUGCCAGUCCUUUGUGUCCAAGAGGUUGGUGAGGCCCAGGAUGACUAAACCAGACUCUGAUGCCUGGGAUCUCUACAAUAUUCUUGAGUUCUGCAAAAGUCUGCUGGACUCAUCCAGACCAGGGAUUCUGGAUCCCAGCAGCAUGGUGAUGAUUAUUACUGGUGUCUGUUUGGAACACCCUAGAAAUUUCUCAUACCCCUUGCAACUAGUGCUGGGGAUGGCAACAGAAGCUGGUGUGGAAAUCAAGAACAUUCUGAGUUUCCACAAAGAAUGAAAGGUGAUCAGUUGAAAUGCUCACACAUUCUGUCCUUGUUUUGCCAGUGUUUAUCAUUCAAAUUCAAUGUGCUCUCCCUCGUAAGCACCUAAUGCUGAGGUAGGAAUUGUGUACAUGAAUAUUUCUGUCUACCCGUAGGUAGAAUUGUAGUGUAAUAGCUUUCUGAGGCCUUCCUGUUUCCUUUCUAGCCAUCGUAUCUCUGUAUUAUGCUUAUCUUGGAAAAAAGGUCAACAUUAGCUCAUUGUUUAGUGAUUUUCUGGCAAAGCACCAAAUUCACACAUCACUUCUGUGUCCAAAUACAGCUUCAUGGACAUUCUGUGAUUUAAUCCAGUCUGUUUUGUGACAUGUGACUUUUAUGUAUGUUGUUUUAUUAUAGUGAGGUCAAGUUUAUUAUUGAUGGCAAACCUCUACCAUCUAUUAAACUCAAUAAAUAUGAAGAUAAAAUUCCA